Messenger RNA from Colletotrichum acutatum, 1563 nucleotides. RefSeq names its product FAD/NAD(P)-binding domain-containing protein. The record is from RefSeq and is a predicted model, not a curated record. Gene Ontology annotation, molecular function: NADP binding; flavin adenine dinucleotide binding; N,N-dimethylaniline monooxygenase activity. The coding region runs from base 1 to 1563 and encodes 520 amino acids. The transcript is spliced from 8 exons. NCBI's taxonomy places the organism in Eukaryota, Fungi, Ascomycota, Sordariomycetes, Glomerellales, Glomerellaceae.
AUGGACGCCUCAAGGAACAAAGUCGCAGUAAUCGGACUCGGUGCCUUUGGUAUCGUGUCUCUGAAGAACCUUGUCGAAGAGGGUUUCGAAGUGACCGGAUUUGAGCGUAAUCCCUAUGUUGGUGGUCUUUGGAAGUUUACCCGAGAGGACAAGACUUCUGUGUUGCCGACAACUGUUGUUAACAUUUCGAAAGAAAGAGGGUGUUUCACAGACUUCCCGUUUCCUGAUGCGACAACUAGUCAACCCUCGGCCGAAGAGGUGGCGCAGUAUCUAGAGGCCUAUGUCGAUCACUUCAAGCUGCGAUCAAUGAUGCGCCUCAACACAGUUGUCACUCAUGUGUCACAUGAUGAUGCCCUCAACAAAUGGAUCAUUGAAAUCUCUGAUUCGCCCAAAGAAAUGUUUGAUAGGGUCAUCAUCGCCACGGGAAUGAACCAAACACCCAAUUAUCCGAAUGUCAAAGGGAUCGACCAGUUCAAGGGCGAAACGCUCCACUCCAAAUCUUACAAAAGCCCAGAAAACUUCGCAGGGAAGAAAGUGUUGGUUUUCGGUUUGGGAAACACCGGCGCUGACACUGCAACAUCACUUGUGGGCCAUGCAAGUGAGAUAUACGUUUCUCACCGAGAGGGUGCUCUCAUCCUUCCUCGAACCAAUAAAGGUCGUCCAAUAGACCACACACUCAACAUUCGCUUGAUCACUUUCCAAAGGCUUCUUGAGCGAUUCUUCCCAAAUCUAUCUGAACGCCUUUUCAAUAGCUUUGUCAAAAAGCUGCAGGAUUCUGCAUUCAAGAUCCGUCCUGAGUGGAAUCUCUCACCAGCUCCCUCAAUCAAAACCAGCACCCCAGUCGUGUCAGACGAGAUUGUUCCAGCCCUUGAGAGUGGUAAAGUUGAAUCUGUAUCGGGUGUCAAAUGUGUAACCGGGCCAAAUGAAGUUGAGUUGAUGGAUGGGAGGACUUUGAAGGUGGAUGCUAUCAUCUACUGCACUGGAUACAAACCCAACUUCAGUCUACUGGACCACGAAGCUGAUCCAACAGCUGAUACCACACCGAAGUGGACUGCGUCCCAGGGGUCUAGGGGCAAACCACUGCCUCGCUUGUAUCAGAAUGUUCUGUCUCUCAAGUACCCGAACUCACUUGCAUUCAUGGGAUGCGUGGCAUUUGCAACGGGGGCAUUCGUUCUAUAUGACCUGGCGUCCAUGGCUGUCGUGCAGAUCUGGAAGGGGAACUCGGAUCUUCCAUCUCAGGACGAGAUGGAGCGGGCGGUUGACGAGCACCAUGAUUGGCUGUGUGACCUUGUAAAGAAAAGCAAUCUUGUCAAUGGCCAUUCUUGGUCAGCAUGGGCGGACAAGAUGGCUGGAACUGGGGUUGACGAAUAUCUGGGGUGGGGUUGGAAGGGAUGGCGUUACUGGCUCAAGGAUCGGUCUUUCUGCAAUCUCCUCAUGGGUGGCAUCUACAGUCCACACAUCUACCGCUACUUCGAUGGCAAGCGAAGUCGGUGGGAUCGAGCGAGGGAAGAGAUUGAGAAGGUGAACGACGAUAUUUCCAGAAACAGACCCAAAACCGAAUAG